AUGAAGCCGUUCCACAGUUGGAGCAGUGUGGUGACGAUCGCCACACUCGCCUUAUGCGCCGGUGUUGCGUUCGCGGCACCGAACGUGCGCGUUAAGCGUGGCGACGAACCCGAAGCCGUUGUCAUCGCGGAUGCCGAAUCCGCCGUCAACCCGCUCACGUCCCAGGAUGCGGUAGCCAUCAGCGACGACCUUGACCGUGACAAACGCAAAGUUCCCGACCCGAAGUACGAAACCAAGAAUGCCAUCCUAGGAUUCGUGUUUGGAGCUAGCAAACAGUCAGCCCAAGCGGUCAAGGACGCCAUCCAUCCGACGAAGGCUCCCAUCCCGGUGACGACAGACGAUACGCCCGAUCUGGACCGGCAGAAGGUAUCGCUCCAGGUGCCGGACGAACUAUUCGGCAGCUCGUUCACACUGGUGACCAACAUUUCCGGCCGCUUCGGUGAUUUGAUCAUGAGCACGGCACGCCGGGCGGGUGAAUUUUUCUGGGUGUUUCAACCACUGUUCGGUAAACACCUGACGAUCGAGAUACCGACCACGACGACGACGACGACGACGCAGCGCACAACCACCACGACCCGUGCCGCCCGCACGACGACCGAUGCCGCGCUGGUGCUUGAUCUGCUUUCCGGUGCGACAGACACGAACGACAUCUGA
Molecule: messenger RNA, 654 nt
Organism: Anopheles marshallii
Lineage: Eukaryota; Metazoa; Arthropoda; Insecta; Diptera; Culicidae
Exons: 4
Coding region: 1-654 (217 amino acids)
Source: RefSeq, a predicted model, not a curated record